AUGGCUUCAGAACAAAUAUCAGACGUCAACCAGGGCGCGAGGCAGAUCCGUGCCUCGGUUCUUCAUGGUGCAAAGGACUUGCGAAUCGAGAACCGCUCACUCCCCCCGCCUUCGCCAACAGAGCUCCAGAUCAGCGUUCGCAGCACCGGUCUUUGCGGUUCCGAUCUCCACUACUACCGGCACUAUCGCAAUGGCGAUAUCAUUGUGCGAGAGCCCAUGUCGCUUGGGCAUGAAUCAGCUGGUGUGGUAGUAGGCGUGGGUUCAGAAGCCUCCGGUUUCAAAAUCGGAGACAAAGUUGCGCUGGAGGUCGGACAGCCAUGCGAGAACUGUGAUAGGUGCAAAGAAGGACGGUAUAACAUUUGCAAAGGCAUGAAGUUCAGGAGUAGUGCAAAGGCCUUUCCUCACGCCCAGGGAACUCUGCAAGAUCGCAUCAACCACCCAGCUGCGUGGUGUCAUAAGUUGCCCGACGACAUGUUGCUAGAUCUGGGAGCCCUCCUUGAGCCCCUUGGCGUAGCUAUCCAAGCAUCGAAACGAGCACAACUAGCACCUGGCUCAACAGUGCUGGUAUUCGGAGCUGGUGCCGUUGGAAUCCUAGUAGCAGCCAUGGCCAAGAUCUCCGGUGCAGGCACAGUAGUAAUAGCAGACAUUGACUCUGGGCGCGUGCAAUUCGCAGUCGACAACAAGUUCGCGCACCGAAACUUUACCGUACCCAUGAAGCGUGGAAGCACCAUAGAAGAGCAGCUCGACAUUGCCAAAGAGGUAGCUGCCGAGAUUGGCAAGAUCACAAAAGAGAGCGGCGGAGAAGUGGGUGAGGUCGAUGCAGUUUUCGAGUGCACUGGUGUACCGUCGUGUGUGCAGGCAUCGAUAUUCGCCACGCGGCCUGGCGGCAAGGUUCUCCUGAUUGGAAUGGGUACACCGAUUCAGACUCUCCCUAUAUCCGCAGCUGCUCUUCGCGAGGUAGAUAUCUUGGGUGUCUUCCGAUACGCCAACACUUACCCCACUGGUAUUGAGGUUGUGUCAAAGAAGGGAGACGACUAUCCCGACUUUGGCAAGUUGGUGACACACAGAUACAAGGGCCUCGAAUCGGCAGAGGAGGCAUUUGAGAUGGCUGGCAAGACCAAAGAUGACAAGGGUAAUCUUGUCAUCAAGGUUGUACUUGAGACUAGUGAUGAUGCAUAG
Bipolaris oryzae ATCC 44560 is the source of this 1179-nucleotide messenger RNA. RefSeq lists its product as uncharacterized. Lineage: Eukaryota; Fungi; Ascomycota; Dothideomycetes; Pleosporales; Pleosporaceae. The record is from RefSeq and is a predicted model, not a curated record. Gene Ontology annotation, biological process: D-sorbitol catabolic process. Gene Ontology annotation, molecular function: zinc ion binding; L-iditol 2-dehydrogenase (NAD+) activity. The transcript has 4 exons. Bases 1 to 1179 code for a protein of 392 amino acids.